AAUUAAUUUGCUCAAGUCUCCAUCACUAGUAAGUAGAGUCUGGAUUCUGAGCGAGGACUUGACUCUGACCCAGAAAUCUGACUUGAUCGAGAACCCAGGCUCUUCAGGCUUAUGCUUCAGUGACUCUCUCCUAAUGGUUUUUCUUUUGGAUUAAAUAAUUUUCUCAAUAUUUUGCAAGUGCCCUUUGUAUUUUAGUUGCAGGGCGCAGAGUAGGAAAGGGUAGAUCUGCGCCGAGGGGCAGAAGUGGCAUCAGAGACAACCUGCCUGCCUGUCAACUGCCCAUAAGGCUGUGUGUGAGCCAAGGCGGUGCAGUCAGAGGUGAUGCAGGAGACCAACCGGGUGCAGAACAGAGGCCUGCAAAGAUGAGUGGACUUCGACCCCCUUAGAGAGAAAGCAAGAGUGACUCACAGGAGGAAGAUGAAACCAAAGCUUCCAGGCUGUCCCUGGUAGGCUCAGACAGUCCAAAGGCAGCAGAGGGAAGGAGAGAAAAUCCUGAGAUGGAGAGCUGGCCAAGAGCUUCCUGAAGACCAUGCAAAUGAGGCACGCCCACAGCUGCCUGGAAACCAGGCCGGGAGAAGUCAGAGCCCAGAGCACAUGCUGCAGGGCCGUGCUAGGCAAAGGAGCUGGAGGAGGUGGAGGAGGCACCAAGGGAGCAGGACAUCUCCUGCCAGACCUCCCAGUGUCUGGUCUGAGGAUGGCGGAGAAGCAGAGCCGGGAGCCAGAGUGCCCUGUGUGCUGGAACCCCUUCAACAACACGUUCCACACCCCCAAAGUGCUGGACUGCUGCCACUCCUUCUGCGUGGAAUGCCUGGCCCACCUCAGCCUGGUGACUCCGGCCCGGCGCCGGCUGCUGUGUCCGCUCUGUCGCCAGCCCACUGUGCUGGCCUCCGGACAGCCUGUCACUGACCUGCCCACGGACACUGCCGUGCUCACCCUGCUCCGCCUGGAGCCCCACCACGUCAUCUUGGAAGGCCGCCAGCUCUGUCUCAAAGAUGAGCCCAAGAGCUGCUACUUCCUGCGCCAGCCCCGGGCCUACACGCUGGAACUCGGCCCCGGGCCUGGGAGCCAGACUGGGCACCCCCGGGACGUGGCCCCUACCACCAUCCCCAGCCCCAUCCCCAGCUCCAACCACGACUCUCUGAGGGGGUGUUUCCGCAACCCGCAGUUCCGGAUCUUUGCCUACCUGCUGGCUGUCAUCCUCAGCGUCACUCUGUUGCUCAUCUUCUCCAUCUUUUGGACCAAGCAGUUUUUUGGGGGUGUGGGGUGAGCAUCUGUUCCAGACAAAGAACCACGCCUUUCUUGGUUGCUGCUGGGUAUGAGGACUGCAGAGCCUCAUUUGGGGUCGUCUUCCUUUGUAGUAUUGUUCUUUUUUACAUUCCAGGGAUCGGCUAGGCUGUGCAUCUGCUUCUGGGAACGGAGACAGUCCUACUAUAAUGAGAACCUCUGAAAGCUAAUGGGAAAAGAUACGAAGAGAGCUCUGGGUGUGAACCACGAGUCAUGGAAGGGCCGAGAAGCAGAUCUGUGAUGCCAGGGCUACGUAGCAUGUUGUACCAAAGGGCUGGGCGAUGGCAUCCAGGAACCUGACCCACUCAGACAGCAAGCUGCAAUUCUUACUGGAGCUGCUUUGAACUCAGUUCACAUUUUUUGGAGUUGCUCUACUAUUUGUUGCUAAAAAAUUUGGAAAGUGAACUUCAAUGGUGAGCAAAUGUGUUUGUCUUCCCCUUUCAGUUUUCUCUUUGGAUGUUUUGCCACCAGUCCCAGUAAAAAUGGCCUGCAUUCAUUAAUUCAUUCACUCACUCAUUCAACAACCAGUUGGCUUGUCCUCUGUCAGAACUAGGGGGAGAGAAGGGUAGGAUGAACCAGGGCUGGCAGAGUCCUUACCAGCAAGGAGGGCACGUUCACUCAGCUGCUUCUUGUACAAGACGACCUCUUGUCAGUGCGUGGUUUAUGGAGUGUUAAGAGCAGAAAAGUUUAAAGGUGAAAGAAACCAGAGUCAGUGAUCAAAAGAAAUCCGGGAUUUGGAGGAAAAGAUUUUUAUUCCUCCUGGUAGGUAGUGGGGGAGCUCUGAUUCCCCUCCUCCAACCAUUGUAAUUCUGGCCUUGAGAGGUAAGGCAGGGAAUUCCCUGGUGGCCCAGUGGUUAGGACUCUGUGCUUCCACUGCAGGGGGCACGGGUUUGAUCUCUGGUCGGAGAACUAAGAUCCCACAUGCCGUGUCGCAUGGCCAAAAAAGAAAAAAAAAGACGUAAGGCAGAAACCCCGGAUAGAGUAAAAGCCUUAGUUCCCAUCCCAGG
Molecule: messenger RNA, 2291 nt
Organism: Aethalodelphis obliquidens (Pacific white-sided dolphin)
Lineage: Eukaryota; Metazoa; Chordata; Mammalia; Artiodactyla; Delphinidae
Gene: RNF183
Product: ring finger protein 183
Exons: 2
Coding region: 530-1267 (245 amino acids)
Biological process (GO): response to endoplasmic reticulum stress; positive regulation of endoplasmic reticulum stress-induced intrinsic apoptotic signaling pathway; protein ubiquitination
Cellular component (GO): endoplasmic reticulum membrane
Molecular function (GO): ubiquitin protein ligase activity
Source: RefSeq, a predicted model, not a curated record